UGAGCAGACAGCAGUGUGAUCUGCAUCACUUGACUCCUCUGAGUUUAUGUUUCCUACAGUAAAACAACAUAUGGGCAGGUCAGGGUGGAACUGCAGAGUCAGGAAGUGGAGCUGACAGUGGUCAGAGACAGUUCAUACAGUAGACUUCGGUCUGGAACCAGUGGACACAGCUGAAGAAGAUUCAGGAAGUCCAUCAUCUGUUUCCAGUCUGCUUCAUGAAGCAAGUUUACCAGCAUUCACCGCUGUCAGAGUUCUGACAGGGUCACCGCUGGAGUUCUGAGCUGGUUUGGACUGGACAGAUGAGCCAGGAUGCAACAAGACUCCAACACCAGGCUGAAUCCUGCUCUGGACCUGGAGAUGACAGAAAGAACCAACAGAUCCCAGGUCCUGGACAAUCCUGUGGAAUCUGGAUCCUCUGUGUUCACAGCUGCGUCUCGCUGGGCAUUGUACUCUCGAGGCCGCUGGAAGCAAAGGAGAAAGUUGACGGGAGUCCACAUGGAGACAAAGUACAGAGGUCUGGCAAAAGAUGAAGAAGGUGAAGACCAGAGAGAUGAAAUUGAUACCAACAACAGAAUCCAGCAACUCAACAGAAAACUGCUAGACCACUUCAGAGACCUGGCAGCUAAAAACCAGGAGACAGACCAGGUGGAUCUUCAGUUUCUGGAUGAGGUGAUCUCAGAUGGUGCCGAUCCAAACUGCUCAGACAGAUAUGGUCAAACGGUCCUUCAUGAGGUAUCCAGGGCUUGGAGUGUUGAUGUGAUGAAGUUCUUUUUAGACCGGGGUUCUGACCCCCUCCGUUCAGACCAGUUUGGAGUUACUCCACUGCAUGUAGCCUCUGCCCUGGACUACGAGGACAUGGUCCAGUUCCUGCUGGAUCAAAAUGCGGAUCUGGGUGCUCACACUUUCCUGGACCGGCAGACCCCUCUUCACUAUGCUGCGAAAAACGAUGCUGUUGGAUCCAUUAGACUACUGCUGCAGGCUGGAGCCACUAUUAGCUGCACGGACUAUAAAAACAGAACACCACUCCAGCUCGCUGCCAACAUGGAGCGCAGCGAAGCAGCUCAGGUCCUGCUGGAACUUGGAGCAAGUGCCAGUGGGAAGGACUCUGAUGGACAGCUGUGUAUCACUGCUCUUAUUGGUCGGAUGAGUCAUGUGGCUCAGCUGGCUAUUGGUCAGUUCCACGUGACAGACAAGAUGACCAGGCAGCAGUACUUCUACCUGAACCUGCUGGAACCAGAGCCACAUUCAUCUGAGGGAAACCUGCAAGGUGCAGAGAUCAGUGAGCCCACAUCUCCACUGCAGGUGGUUGUUCAGGAGGGGAAGCUGGACCUAAUCAUGAAUCCGUUAUUUCUCAAACUUAUUCAGGUCAAAUGGCAACUCUAUGGCAGGUUGGGUGCAUGGUUUCUCCUCAUCCUCAAUUUCCUGCUCAAUGUUUCCUGGACAACUGUUGCCAUCUCUAUGUCUGCCCACCCAGAAUCACGUGAUCGCUAUGUUCUUCCUCAGGACUGGUGGCGUGUCCUUGUAGUGGUUGUGGCGCUCCUUCUGACCGUGGAAGAGGUGUGGAGGGAGGUGAAGGAUGUUAUGCGCUCGAGGAGAAAGCUCCACCUGCAGAGGCUCUGGGUAGAGCGUCGUCUCCAUGAUGAUCUCCGGUGUUCACAUCCUAUGUGGCCUCAGGAGACACAGUUCCUUCUGGAUGAGAUCAAACGGGUUCACAGAAUGAGGGGAAGCUACAGCCAGGACCUGUGGCUGAUGGGGCCGUUUAUUGUCAUGCUGGGGAACACUCUUGGAGAUGUGAUGUGUUUCCUCUUCCUGUACGCUGAGAUCUUCAUCCCCUACGCCUGCAGCUUCUGGAUCAUAUUUGGAGGCUCGUCCUCAGUUCCCAGCAUGCAGUGUGUCUCAGGUCUGCUCUACAGUUUGUACCGGAUCACUCUGGUGGACGAGUACGAGUAUGCUGCCAUGGUAAAGGUGGAUGAUGUCAUGGCUCCUCUGCUGUGUGGGACGUUUCUGGCUGCAUCCUCCAUCUUGUGUGUCAACCUGCUGAUUGCACUGCUCACUGACACAUUCCAGAGGGUUCAUGACAACUCACAGGCUAACGCUGUGAUGCAGCAGGCAGCCGUCAUCCUGCAGGUGGAGGAGUUGAUGCCCCGCCUCCGUUGUUUCUAUGACGACCUGUACAUCUCCAAACACUGCUCCCCAUUGGCUGAUCCCUGUGGUGACAUCACAGGAAGCUCCCGUUACCACCAGGAGCUCGGCCUCCUCAGAGCAGAGAUUAAAGAGACUCUGGACCAGUUCCUGGUCCUGCAGAGGACCGCAGACACAAAAGCUCAGAAAGAAGAGGAGCAGCAGAACCAGGACCCAUACACACAAGAACUUCAAGCAGUCCGAAGAGAAAUGAAGGAGCUUCAGGCUCUGGUCCAGCAGCUGCUGCAACAACACAACUGAUCUGUUUGGUACUGUAGCAUUUUCCUGCACCAAAAUAAUCAUUUCUGAUUAGAUUUAACUUGUUCCUAUGACUGCUCAAAGAAAGGAACAAAAUCCCACUUUAACUUCAGACUAUUUUUUAAGGCUUGUGCAUGGAAACUUCCUUUGUGUUUCGAAUUAUCAUCUCUUCCACCAACCCCCCACCAGACUUCCUGAUGCCUUAAUGUUAAUAGAUAAGGACUGUCUGUUCGCCCCUCUUUAAAGGGGGUCAUGAACACCUUUAACCAGACUCUUCAGUGACUGAGACAAAGGACCUACAUUCUCCAUUAAAUGUGAAAAAAAGAG
This is a messenger RNA of Austrofundulus limnaeus, 2766 nucleotides long. RefSeq names its product transient receptor potential channel pyrexia. Gene Ontology annotation, molecular function: protein binding; calcium channel activity. The record is from RefSeq and is a predicted model, not a curated record. Gene Ontology annotation, cellular component: plasma membrane. NCBI's taxonomy places the organism in Eukaryota, Metazoa, Chordata, Actinopteri, Cyprinodontiformes, Rivulidae. Gene Ontology annotation, biological process: calcium ion import across plasma membrane.